AGAGAACGUACAGCCACGGGACGUACCGGGCAGGUGCCAUGCGUCAGAUCAGUCUGGUGGGGGCAGUGGACGAGGAGGUGGGGGAUUACUUCCCAGAGUUCAUCUCKAUGCUGGAGGAGUCGCCCUUCCUAGAGCGGACGUUACCGUGGGGUACGUUCUCCAGUCUGAAGCUGAAGAGUCCAACAGAGAGUGACGACGGGGCCCAUCAUGUGGGUACGACCUGGGGAACAGAUGAUCCCUGUGGCUGACAUACCAAAGUCUCCCUACAUAAGGAGAAGGUCAACCAAUGAGAUCAAGAACCUGCAGUACCUACCUCGGGCCAGYGAGCCUCGUGAGAUGCUGUUUGAUGACCGGACGCGUGCCCACGCUGACCACAUCGGACAGGGCUUCGAGAGGCAGACCACCGCCGCUGUAGGGGUGCUCAAGGCCGUGCGCUGUGGAGAGAGUGCGGAGCCCCCUCGCGUUACCAAAGACGUGAUCUGUUUCCAUGCUGGAGACUUCCCUAACGUAGUCCAGAGGUUACAACUGGACCUGCACGAACCGCCUCUGUCCCAGUGUGUGCAGUGGGUGGACGGAUGCUAAGCUGAACCAGCUGAGACGCGAGGGGACCGCUACGCCCGUAUCCAGCUGUACGACAACGACAUCUACACAUCCCUCGUAGUGUGGUCCAUCAGUUCAAGACUG
Messenger RNA from Salvelinus sp. IW2-2015, 684 nucleotides. RefSeq lists its product as uncharacterized. Gene Ontology annotation, cellular component: nucleus. Lineage: Eukaryota; Metazoa; Chordata; Actinopteri; Salmoniformes; Salmonidae. The record is from RefSeq and is a predicted model, not a curated record.